Closterium sp. NIES-67 is the source of this 2620-nucleotide messenger RNA. Lineage: Eukaryota; Viridiplantae; Streptophyta; Zygnematophyceae; Desmidiales; Closteriaceae. The record is from the annotation of a GenBank genome assembly.
UCGCUCCAGCACAGAAAGCUCAGACCCGCGAUACUAGGGAGAGCCGAGCCGACGUAAAACCGCAAUCCCGCCCCAUCGUGCGGGCAUAGCAGCGGAGCGCCAACCUAGCGUGAGCAGCCGCAUUGGUUAGAUCGGAGGCUUCUCGCAGUACGAAACAAUCUAAGUACAAAUCGCGCAUAUAUUACGACCACCAUUAGCAACCGCUCGGGAAACUCGGAGGCGCCGAAGAUUGUUCCUUUUCCAAUGCGCAUUCGCUACUCCGCCAGAUCCGCCCCCGUUACUGAAAUCAGCGCGGCGCCGCAGGUGGGCGUAGACAUCCGCGACCUCCUGGCGAAACUGGGUUUCCUCUGAAACCGUUGUUGUUUUUAAAACAAAUAAGUGGUCCCUAGUUAUUCGACAUAGAACAAGUGGGAGGGGGGCGGUGCGAGGGAGUGAGUGACGAUAUUGCUGAGAAAUGGGCGACGCGGGUGAGGAUAGGACAAGGCGAGAACCAGAGGGACGGUGCGGGUGAGAAACGGACAGCGCCAGUGAGGGUAAGGAGGGAUGAGGCAAGAUCAAGGGGGAUGGCGCACGAGAGGAAGGGCCGAAAAUGGGAGAGGGACGACGGUAGAGAGUGAGGAACUGCGCCAGAGAGGGGGAAGACGAAGGCAAGAGAGGGACGACUCGAGUGGCGUGGAUGAAAGAGGGACACGAACGGGAGAGGGACGACACGGGAGAGAGGAUGUUAGCCCCACAUUCUAGCCAUCCAAGCGAGGCGCCACUCGCGAAUGCAGUUGGGUGCAUGCGAACCGAGCACUGCGCGCCUAAGCAGUAAACUCGCCCUGGGUAGCCAUGCGCCUAGGCUGCUCACACACUAAGUGCUCAGGCAGCAUGCCUAUGGGUUCCCAGGGCAAGCCUCAUGUCCCCCGUAUAUAUGCUUAUGCGCCUCUUCUUACACGCCCCAGUUCCCCCUUUUUCUUGCCUCUUCUCCCCCUCUUACUCGUCGCAGUUCCUCCCCUCUUCCUCGUCCCAGUUCCCCCUCUUACUCUCCCCAUAUCCCCCUCUUACUCGCCCCAGUUCCCCCUCUAACUUGCCUUAGAUUCCCCCUCUUACUCUCCCCAAUUCCCCCUCUUACUAUCCCCAGCUCCCCCUCUUACUCUCCCCAGUUCCCCCUCUUACUCGACUCAGCUCCCCCUAUUACUCUCCCCAAUUCCCCCUCUUACUCGCCUCAGCUUCCCCUUCUUACACGCCCCAAUUCCCCCUCUUACUCUCCCCAGUUUCCCCUCCUACUUGCCUCACCCCCCCCUUUUACUCUCCCCAAUUCCCCCUCUUACUCUCUCCCGGUUCCCCCUCUUACCCGCCUCAGCUUUCCCCUCUUAAUCAUCCCAGUUCCUGCUCCAACUCGCCUCAGCUUCCCCCUCUUACUCUCCCCAGUUCCCCCUCAUUCUCGCCUCAGCUCCCCCUCUUACUCUCCCCAAUUCCCCCUCUUACUCUCCCCAUUUCCCCUUCGUAGUCUCCCCAGUUCCCCCUCUUAUUCAUCGCAGUUCCCCCUCUUUCUUGCCCAAGUUCCCCCUCUCACUCUCCCCAGUUCCCCCUCCUACUCUUCCCAUUUCCCCCUCUUACUCUCGCCAGUUUCCCCUCUUCCUUGUAUCUUCCACUCUCACAUGCGUCAACUCUCCCCCGAUGACUGCCUCCGCUUCCCCCCAACCUCCCUCAGCUACCCCUCAUACUUCCCUCUUCUUCCCUCUCGCUCUUACGUGCCCUGGCUACCCCCUCUUACUUGCCACUGCUAGUUCCAUCAUACUGUUGCCACCCAUUGUCCACAGCUCCCCCUCCCAUUGCCCUCUACUACCCCUCCCACAUGCUGGUUUCCCGGUUUCACAUGCCACCGCUGCUCCUCCCACAUCCUGGUGGGCAAUUUGUACCUGAUUCUUUGUGAGAGGUGGGGGUUGCACAUGCAGGUUUGGGGCUUCCAUCGGCAGAUUCUCAUGCAGGGGGCGUAAGGUUUACCAUGAUGCUGAGUUUUUGCCAAAACUGUGGGCAGGGCACAUGAUUGUCAACCGGCCUGAAGGGCGCUUCAACCCAAGGCGGCCAUCAGCAAACACUAACCUCUAGCUGGCUGGCUUCUGCAGCCAUACGUCCACGGGUUGCUACACCCUCAUGUGUUGCAUCGGCCGCCGGCUCAGGACCCAAAGUCUGUAGGGUAUGGACGCACAAGUGUAGCCAGUUAGAGUUGGUAGUGGCAACGUCAUUGCUUGCCCUGCCCCACCAGGUAUUGGAGUCUGAAUAUGGCCAUUACAUGCAAUGAAGUUACCCCUACGUAUGCACCGUUCGGUAAUUGCCUUCAAAGUGCCUUAGUGGGGAUUUUUGUGAGAGAGAGAGGGAGAGAGAGAGAGAGAGAGAGAGAGAGAGAGAGAGAGAGAGAGAGAGAGAGAGGUAGUGUGAGAGAGAGAGAGAGAAAACGAGAGAGAGAGAGAGGGAGAGAGAGAGAGAGAGAGAGAGAGAGAGAGAGAGAGAGAGAGAGAGAGAGAGAGAGAGAGAGAGAGAGAGAGAGAGAGAGAGAGAAGAGAAACAGAGAGAGAACGAGAGAAAAAGAAAGAGGUAGAGAGAGAGAGAGGUAGGGUGAGAGAGAGAGAGAGAG